This is a messenger RNA of Oncorhynchus masou masou (cherry salmon), 1643 nucleotides long. Its product is annotated as reticulon-4 receptor-like 1. Gene Ontology annotation, cellular component: external side of plasma membrane; plasma membrane. Gene Ontology annotation, biological process: positive regulation of Rho protein signal transduction. The coding region runs from base 220 to 1590 and encodes 456 amino acids. NCBI's taxonomy places the organism in Eukaryota, Metazoa, Chordata, Actinopteri, Salmoniformes, Salmonidae. The transcript is spliced from 6 exons. Gene Ontology annotation, molecular function: ganglioside GT1b binding; ganglioside GM1 binding; protein binding. The record is from RefSeq and is a predicted model, not a curated record.
UUGUAUUGUUUUUAUAAAUUCUUCCAGACGCUUUAACUUCUUCCCGGUCGGAAUAUCUGCGGGUAUGUUUUCAACUCUGCCCGACAACACUGUUAAUAUCAGACCGGAGAAAACACCUGACAAGUAGGCUACGUUCGGCCGAAAGAGACAUCCAAGGAGGAUGGGACCCAAACUAGGAUAGCCUACAUAGACUAGACGGAUAGAACAACCGCCUUCAACAUGUUUAGAGGUUCUGGAGGUGUAGAGCUGCUCCUCGUCCUGUGCGGCCUGGACCUCUCCUCCCCCUGUCCCAGGGACUGUAUCUGCUACACCUCUCCCAGCACCGUAUCCUGUCAGGCACACAACUUUCUGUCUGUCCCAGAGGAAAUCCCAGCCCAGAGCGAGAGGGUCUUCCUGCAGAACAACAAGAUUCAGCGUCUGCUGCGAGGCCACUUCAGUCCCACCACGGUCAUGCUGUGGCUCUACUCCAACAACAUCUCUUACAUCCAGGCCUCCACUUUUCACGGCUUUGCCCGCCUGGAGGAGCUGGAUUUGGGGGACAACCGUCACCUGAGGGCCCUGGCUUCAGACACCUUCCAGGGCCUAGGCCGCCUGCACGCCCUGCACCUCUACCACUGUGGGCUGCUCAGCCUUCCACCGGGGAUCUUCGAGGGGCUCAGCAGCCUGCAGUACCUCUAUCUGCAGAACAACCAGUUGGAGUUCCUGGGGGAUGAUCUGUUUGUGGACCUGCUGAACCUCACCCACCUCUUACUCCAUGGCAACAGGCUCUGGUCCCUCCACCAGAACACAUUCAGGGGACUGGGAGUCCUGGACCGCCUCUUAUUACACCAGAACCGGCUGCAGUGGGUCCACCGUCUGGCGUUCCACGACCUGAGUCGCCUCACCACCCUCUACCUGUUCAACAACUCUCUGACUGAGCUGUCUGGGGCCAGCCUGGCUCUGCUGUCUUCCCUAGAGUACCUCAGACUCAAUAACAACCCCUGGGAGUGUGACUGCAAGGCUCUGCCACUGUGGGUGUGGCUGCGGAGGUUCCGGGGCUCUACGUCGGUGCUGGAGUGCGUCUCCCCUCCUGAGCUCCUGGGCCGGGACCUGAAGGGCUUGAGGAAAGAGGACUUACCCAGCUGUUCAGCAGGAGAAGCCCGGGGAGGUGGUGUCGUAGGCAGAGAUGCCGAGCUGGGGGAGUCCCAGACGAAAGAGGAGGACUGUCAACUCCAUCAUAGGAACCACAAGCACCGCCAUAACCACCACCAGCACCCACACCUCCCACACAGGGACCAGAACAACAGGGACCCGUCACCUUCGCCCCUACCCUUACCCCUUCCAAGGCCGCCCAAGGGGAGUCACAGGAACUGUACCCGGGGUCGCAAGGGGGGUCAGAACGAGGUGCAGGUACUGAGGGAGGAGGAGGACGACACCCCUGGAGGGAAUAAAUACAACCCCUCCGCCCCCCCUCGCAGGAGGAACAAGUGUGUCCCCAUGACAUCAGUUGGCCCGCCGAGUGGGGUCAAGAGAGCCAAUAGUAACGUGGCGUCCUGCCCCACUGGGUCUUUUCUCUGCAUCCUGUUGGCUGUGCUGCUGUCACUCAGCUGAGACUGAGUUUACAUGUAGCUAAUGUUUUAUCAACAACACCCUACAGGACUGUU